AGGGGUGGAAGCCGGCAGCGGCGGCGGCGGCGGCCGAGCGGGGUCAGUUCUCUGUAGUGUUUGCCAAUGUUGGAGUCGUCUGCAAAGUGUCCCCGGCGAGAAGAUGUUCUCAGUGCAGCUGAGUCUUGGGGAGCAGACAUGGGAAUCCGAAGGGAGCAGUAUAAAGAAGGCCCAGCAGGCUGUUGCUAACAAGGCUUUGACUGAAUCUACGCUUCCCAAACCAGUUCAGAAGCCGCCCAAAAGCAGUGUUAACAAUAACCCAGGUAGUAUAACACCAACUGUGGAACUGAAUGGGCUUGCUAUGAAAAGGGGAGAGCCUGCCAUCUACAGGCCGUUAGAUCCAAAGCCUUUCCCAAAUUAUAGAGCUAAUUACAACUUUCGGGGCAUGUACAAUCAGAGGUAUCACUGCCCAAUGCCCAAGAUCUUUUAUGUUCAGCUGACUGUAGGAAAUAAUGAAUUUUUUGGGGAAGGAAAGACUCGACAAGCUGCUAGACACAAUGCUGCAAUGAAAGCCCUUCAGGCACUGCAGAAUGAACCUAUUCCGGAAAAGUCAGCUCAGAAUGGUGAAUCAGGAAAAGAAAUGGAUGAUGACAAAGAUGCAAAUAAGUCUGAGAUCAGCUUAGUGUUUGAAAUUGCUCUGAAGCGAAAUAUGCCCGUCAGUUUUGAGGUUAUUAAAGAAAGUGGACCACCACAUAUGAAAAGCUUUGUUACUCGGGUGUCAGUGGGAGAGUUCUCUGCAGAAGGAGAGGGAAAUAGCAAAAAACUAUCCAAGAAACGUGCUGCAACCACUGUCCUGCAGGAGCUUAAGAAACUUCCACCUCUUCCUGUGGUUGAAAAGCCAAAACUGUUUUUUAAAAAACGCCCUAAAACAAUAGUAAAGGCUGGACCAGAGUAUGGUCAAGGAAUGAACCCCAUUAGCCGCCUGGCUCAAAUUCAACAGGCCAAAAAGGAAAAGGAACCAGAUUACGUUUUGCUUUCAGAAAGAGGAAUGCCUCGACGUCGGGAAUUUGUGAUGCAGGUCAAGGUAGGCAAUGAAGUUGCUACUGGAACAGGACCUAAUAAAAAGAUAGCCAAAAAAAAUGCUGCAGAAGCAAUGCUGUUACAGCUUGGUUAUAAAGCAUCCACUAGUCUUCAAGAUCAACUUGACAAGACAGGGGAAAACAAAGGAUGGAGUGGUCCAAAGGCUGGGUUUCCUGAACCAACAAAUAACACUCCAAAAGGAAUUCUUCAUUUGUCUCCUGAUGUUUAUCAAGAGAUGGAAGCCAGCCGCCACAAAGUCAUCUCUGGCACAGCUCUAGGCUAUUUGUCACCCAAAGAUAUGAACCAACCCUCAAGCUCUUUCUUCAGUAUAUCUCCCACCUCGAGUAGUUCAGCUACAAUUGCCAGGGAACUCCUUAUGAAUGGAACAUCUCCUACAGCUGAAGCCAUAGGUUUAAAAGGAAGUUCUCCUCCUCCCCCUUGUUCUCCAGUACAACCUUCAAAACAGCUGGAAUAUUUAGCAAGGAUUCAAGGCUUUCAGGUAUGAAUUAAAAGCAAAAACAAGAAAACAAAACAAUCCAUUAGCCCCAAAUCCUUCAUCUCUGUCCAUCAGAAAGCUCAUUCUUGCCUGCUAGCGUGACUUCUAUGCCACUUACAUUGUAAAUUAUUAGGAACACAGAGGACAGAAAAACGAGUCAUGCGCACAUGCCUCAUUUUAAAGAUCUUUCAUUCUCUCCAGUAAUUCUUUUGCCGCCUGGCUCUCCUCCAUAUUCCUUCUUCUUCUGUUUUUGUUUUUGAUUUGUUUUUUUUUAAACAUUUUUCAUUCUCUGUUCUGUGUCCUGCUUGGGUGCAUCUAUUCCCUCACUCUCCUCCCCAAACAAAAGUGCUGCCUUCAUACAUUUGGUAUUAGUAUUUAGCACUAAGGCCUCCCUCAUUUUACAGUAGGGUUUUUUCUAAUGAUGAUUUUACUUUCAUAGCAGUUUUGAAUUUGGCAUUCUAUGGCUAGUAAUGAUUCAGGUAUACCACUAAGGUACAACAUCCUAGAAGUCUAUUAUCUUAGGAGUUAGUUAAACAUGGUAUUAGAACAGUAAUGCUUUCUAGUUGUCUGAGGCAUAAAAACAUGUAUCGUUUUACUGGAUCGUGUUUUGAACCAUCUAGGGUAGCGCCUACCUUAGACGGUACCAACAAGUCUGUUUCACCGGGCAGUCUAAAUCUAGCUUAGAGUCCGCUUGUUGUGUAUAUGAAUUUGGGGCUGGAAACCUUCCCCCUCCCUCCCGUUUAGUCAGUGUUCCCUUUUGGAAAAAAACCCAACAAUCCUUUAUGAGUAGAACUUUUUAAAGAAUUGAUAACUCUAGGAAGAGGAAAUACCUGUGUUCUGACUUCUUAGUUGCCUUGAAAAUCCUGUACUGAGCUGUAAUCACUCACUUGACUGGGCGAACAGCAGUGUGCUUGUGUGUAGAAAGAGUGGACUGCUCCCUCAGAUUUCAUUAUAUUCACCCCCCUUUCCAUCUUAGUCUUACUCCUUAAGACCAAAAACUGUAAUUUCCUUUAGAAAUCUUCUAGAAGAUCUGUAUUGUGUAGAAUGAUCAUGUAUUUAUAAAAAUUUUACAAAUUUAGAUACAAGAGAGAAGAUCAUGUGUUUUACCAAGGGGGUAUUUUGCAUGUUUUUUUUGUUUCUCAUCACAGAAACCUGAUUCUUUCACAUCUAUUGCCAGGUAGUCGUUGAGUGUUUUUACUUAGACUAUUAAUAUGAAAUCUAAAAAGCUGUUACCAGUUUGGGGCUCUGUCAUCUGAAAUUUUAAACACUUAACUUAAAAAUUAAAAUUUAGAACUUGUUUUCGUUGUUUACCUUAAGAAUAACAAUACAUCACUGUUUAAAAUAAAAGGACCUUGAUUCACACAGUUAAAGUACUGGAAAAGAAAAACUAAGCAAUUUUUAGUUCUAUCUAUAAUUUGCAUAAGGUGAACUAGAAAUAAACUGUGAUGAAAAGGAAUUCACUGUUUAUUUACAAGUCUAGUCAUUUAGAAAUGUCUGAAAGUAACACUGCAUUUGCAUUUUUAUAGAAACAAAGCACAAAUUGCACUCAAGCUCUGAAUUGAUUUUUUGGCUGGAGAUGUUCCUCUGAUGUAAUUUUGCUGCCAGAAGAACUACUUAAAUUUGUAUUUAUUUGUUAAUUCUUAGCAAUGACAACAACUAUAAUUUUAAAAUACCUUUACUUUAGUCAAAAUGUAGAAUCUGUUUCUCCUAUAUUUGGGCUGAGUACUCAGACCUUUUUUUUUUUUAAAGCUUAUGCUGAGAUAAUACACUCUUACUUAUGGACACGUUAAACAUUUCCAAAUUUGUGUAUGGUGAUUUUUACAUACUAAUGAAGAUAAACAUGGUUUUAAAACGUUACUGUGCUGCUUUGGUCAAAUGAGCUCGGUGUUGCUAUGAAAUAUUGUUUUGCUGACGGGCUGCAGCCUGCAGUGUGUGGUGAACAGACUGUGGGAAAUGGCUUCCCUUCCCUGUCAGGUGCCCAGCGCGUCCUCAUAAUGUCACGGUAGAAGAGUCUUUGUGGUUAAGAGUUUUAAAGCCUCUUUCUUUAUAGGUAACUUUCUCAGGUACAUUUACCUGGUAGAAAAACAUGUAGAUUGUUUCUAUUUCUUAAAUGUUUUAAUUGGACUGUAGUUUAGAAAUUAUAGGGCCAGCUUGUUAUGGAUGACAUGCUGUUAUGUUAUUUUCAUUUCUGGAAUUUAAAAACAAUAAAUUCUUUUUCUCUGUUUCUAGGUUAGUACUUUUAAAAUUUUGUUACUGUACACUGAAUAGAUAUUAUUGCUUAUUGAAUAUUGUAUAUAAACCCUUCUCUGGCCCUCUGUGCUCACUGACAUUUGAUUUAAGCCUACCAGAGCCAUUGUAUGUGACAGCUAUAUUGUAUUACAAAGUAAAAAAAUAUAUUAGUGUACUGAAAA
Molecule: messenger RNA, 3927 nt
Organism: Aethalodelphis obliquidens (Pacific white-sided dolphin)
Lineage: Eukaryota; Metazoa; Chordata; Mammalia; Artiodactyla; Delphinidae
Gene: STAU2
Product: staufen double-stranded RNA binding protein 2
Exons: 10
Coding region: 104-1525 (473 amino acids)
Biological process (GO): protein localization to synapse; anterograde dendritic transport of messenger ribonucleoprotein complex; intracellular mRNA localization
Cellular component (GO): cytoplasmic stress granule; plasma membrane; neuron projection
Molecular function (GO): mRNA binding; double-stranded RNA binding
Source: RefSeq, a predicted model, not a curated record